CUUGCCUUAAAGCCCAGCUUUGUUUUCUUUGUUCUUUCCAUGGCUGCUAGCCAGCCCACCUAUCUCAACCCGCCCCUAUGAAGGGAUACGAAAACCGAAAAACCAAACAAAUUCCUGCUUGAUUUAAGAAGAGCCCAAAUCAAAUGACCCAAGUUCCGUCGCCGUACAUAGCAAAAACACCUUCGCUCAGCUCUUGUUCUGUCCUGCUUUCUUCUUCCUACCGUCGGCUGCCGUCCCCUCUGACUCUUCUCUUCCGUCGGCGUGUUUUUAGUUCAAGGCAUCAUCGGGCUUGAAAUAAAAUCAGGACUUCUGAGCUAAUUAUCAUUGCCAAUCCGAUGAAGCAUGUUUUGAAGAUUUUCUCUCUGCUGCUGGUCAUCUCUGCACUUUGGAUUGGCCUCUUGCAGGCAUCCAUAAUGCCACAAAGCCAUACCUGGUUGCUACCUAUCUAUUUUAUUGUGUCACUUGGAUGCUAUGGUUUAUUAAUGGUUGGAGUUGGUCUAAUGAGAUUCCCAACUUGCCCUCAAGAAGCAUUGUUGCUGCAGCAGGACAUUGCUGAGGCCAAGGGCUUUCUGAAGCAAAGCGGGGUUGAUGUUGGUUGUAAGUGAUGGUUGCUUUGUAAUGUCUCUUCUUGGACCCAAGUCAGAACAAAUUGCUGCUAGCUUUGUCAAUGGACCAGAGAGGAAAAUUACAGAUUGGGAACAAACUUCAAAGUAUACAUACCUUUCAUAGAAGAAUUAUAAUUGUAUUGAGAAAUAUUUUGGGGUUUAUCAUAGUUGUUGAGUAAUUUUCCCCUCAAUUUAGCCCAUUUAAAGUAUAAUAUAAUAUAAGGAAGGUAAAUAAAUCCUCAUUUUUAUGUAGAUUUAAUAAUUUAAAAUAUGAUAUGAUAAUACGAUACGAAUAAGAGAGAUAUGAA
Messenger RNA from Durio zibethinus, 913 nucleotides. NCBI's taxonomy places the organism in Eukaryota, Viridiplantae, Streptophyta, Magnoliopsida, Malvales, Malvaceae. The record is from RefSeq and is a predicted model, not a curated record.